Cylicostephanus goldi is the source of this 567-nucleotide messenger RNA. Lineage: Eukaryota; Metazoa; Nematoda; Chromadorea; Rhabditida; Strongylidae. The record is from the annotation of a GenBank genome assembly.
AUGCCGGGAAAAAUAUGUCCGACUGGUACGUUGAAGACUCCAAAAGUGUACAAGCUAGUGCUUACCGGUGGACCAUGCGGAGGGAAAACUACUGGGCAGGAUCGCCUCGCCACGUUUUUCGAGAAUAUCGGUUGGAAAGUCUACACUGUGCCUGAGACUGCUACCAUCUUAUUUGGAGGCCGAGUGAAAUUUGAAGAGCUGAACUAUGAUCAGGCCUACCUUUUCCAAAAGGAUCUGCUCAAAACCAUGCUUCAAAUUGAAAAUGUAAGUGUUUGGUGCCUCUACAUUCCUUUUCUGUUUACAUAUUUCAACCAAGCCGCUGCAACCACUGAUCGUAACGUCUUGAUAAUUUGUGACCGUGGUGGAAUGGAUCCUUCUGCCUAUACUGAUCGCGAUUCUUGGCUACGCAUGCUGAAAGAAAUUGGUGUGGAAGAAUUCGACCUGCUCAACAAUCGUUACGAUCAGGUUGUGCAUCUGGUAACUGCUGCAGAUGGAGCGGAGCAGUACUACACACUCGCAAACAACACCACUAGAAAAGAAAAUCUUGAAGCUGCGAGACAAAUGGAU